CAGCAACACGCCUCCGAUGAGUCUCGACUGCUGGAACCAAAGAAGAAGAAGAAGGAAGCGGCAGGUGAUGGUGUGCUAGCAGCUCCUGUGCGCUGUCAGGCCCUUUUUGCUAAUUAAAAACUAAACAAUAAUGUCGCUUUCAACCGCACGUUCAUUCCUAUCUGAGGCCUGCUAUGGAGAACAGGAGCUCGACGCUAACUCCGCUCUCAUGGAGCUGGAUAAAGGGCUGCGGUCGGGGAAGCUCGGGGAGCAGUGUGAGGCUGUGGUGUUGUUCCCCAAACUCUUCCAGAAAUACCCAUUCCCCAUCCUCAUCAACUCGGCGUUUCUGAAACUAGCGGACAUCUUCAGACUCGGCAACAACUUUCUGCGCCUCUGUGUGCUGAAAGUAACACAACAGAGCGAGAAACAUCUGGAAAAGAUUCUCAACGUGGAUGAAUUUGUUAAAAGGGUGUUUUCAGUCAUCCACAGCAACGAUCCAGUGGCCAGAGCCAUCACCCUGAGGAUGCUUGGCAGUUUGGCCUCCAUCAUCCCAGAGAGGAAGAACGCCCACCACAGUAUUCGCCAGAGCCUGGACUCUCAUGACAAUGUGGAGGUGGAGGCUGCCAUUUUUGCUGCUGCGAGCUUCUCUGCACAGUCAAAAGACUUUGCUGCUGGAAUUUGCAAUAAAGUCAGUGAAAUGAUUCAAGGUUUAGACACUCCAGUGGAGCUGAAGCUGAAGUUGAUCCCCAUGCUGCAGCACAUGCAUCACGAUGCCAGCUUGGCAUCCAGCAGCAGAGAACUUCUACAGCACCUGGUCAACUCUUACCCCUCCACCCCCAUGGUCAUCGUCUCACUGCACACCUUCACCCAGCUGGCUGCCUCUUCCCUCAUCGAUAUCCCCAAGCAGUUGCAGCUCCUUCUUCAGUAUCUCAGAGAUGAUCCAAGAAAAGCUGUGAAGAGACUUGCAAUUAAUGAUUUGAAGCUCCUGGCUAAAAAGGCUCCUCACCUGUGGAUCAGAGAAAACACUCAGACUCUGUGCGAGUGUGCUUUGACCAUCCCUUACGACAGUUUAAAGCUGGGGAUGUUGUCCGUCCUGUCCACCCUCUCUGGAACAAUAGCAAUAAAACAGUAUUUCAGUAACGUGGCAGCUGGCUCUUCGGUUCCCCCUCGCCUCACUGACCUGGUUAAACUGGCACAAGAAUGCUGUUACCACAGCAACCUGGCAGUGGCUGCACACGGGGUCGUAGUGCUCUCGAACAUUGCCAUUUCCUGUCCAGAGAAAGAUAUAGUUCAGUUGGAGCAGGACACAGUUUUGGGAGUGGAGUCUCUUCUGAUGCUCUGCAGUCAAGACAGCAGCUCCGGUUCACAGGCCACACUCAAAACGGCCCUCACCUCGUUGGUUAAGCUGCUGAAGAGUCGGCCCCAUCUCAGUCAGUCAGCCGUGGAGUUCCUGCUGGGGCAGCUCCACUUAUCCUGCGACUCCUCCCGAGUCCUCAUGUGCCACGCUCUGGCGGCCAUUGCCACCCACCUGCCCGUGCUGGGGGACGGUAUGCUCGGAGACCUGGUGGAUCUCUACAGGGUGGCCAGUCACUCUUCCACUGACAAGCAGCAAGAGCUCCUGGUUUCCCUGGCGACGGUCAUUUUCGUUGCCAGCCAGUCGUCUCUGUCAGCCGAAGUGAAGACGGUCAUCAAACAGCAGCUGGAGAACGUUGCUAACGGCUGGACGGUGUACCGCAUCGCGCGGCAAGCCUCUCGCAUGGGUUGCCACGAGUUCUCCAGCGAGCUGUACCAGUGUCUGCGGACUCGCGUGGCGUCGGAGCACUUCUACUUCUGGCUGAACAGCCUGAAGGAGUUCUCCCAGGCCGAGCAGUGCCUGAGUCACGUGGAGGACAAAGACUACAGCGGAGCUAUGAGCGCCAUCGCCGAGGCCCUGCGCUCCUACCAAAAGGGCAUCGCCUCCCUCACAGCGGCCAGCACUCCUCUGAGCCCACUUACUUUCCAGUGCGAGUUCAUUAAGCUGCGGAUCGACACCCUGCAAGCCCUGUCGCAGCUCAUUUGUACCUGCAACAGCCUGAAAACCAGCCCUCCACCGGCCAUCGCCACCUCCAUCGCCCUCACCUCAGGAAACGACCUGCAACGCUGCGGCCGCAUCGCAAUGCAGAUGAAGGUGUGCAUGGACGAGUUCCGAAGUCUCGCCGCUCGCUACGCUGAUUUACACCAGUCCUCGUUCGACGCCGAUUACGCCACCCUACGCAACGUGGAGUUACAACAACAGAGCUGUUUGCUCGUCUCCCAUGUAAUUGAAGCUUUGAUCCUGGACCCCCAGGCAGCCAGUUUUCAGGAGUACGGCACUCUGGGCUCGGUCCAGACGGAGAGCGGGUAUGAGCGACGGAUGAUGUCAGUCUUCAACCACGUGCUGGAGGAAGUGGAAGGCCUCACCAAGAAACACCCUCCUGUUUCACACCUGCAUACGAGUUGUCUCUGUGAUGCCGUCAUAGCUUUGCUGAAGGUGCCUCUGUCUCUACAGAGGUACUUCUUCCAAAAGCUCCAGUCGACCAGCAUUAAGCUCGCCCUCUCUCCAUCCCCACGAACGCCGACUGAGCCGAUCCCAGUGCAGAACAGUCAGCAGCUGACCCUGAAGGUGGAGGGUGUGGUACAACACGGCUCAACCCCAGGUCUGUUCAGGAAGAUCCAGUCUGUGUGUCUCAACGUCACCUCAGUUCUCCAGAGCAAGACGGGACCUGACUACAAGAUUCCUCUUGAUACCAAAACGAAUGAGAUCGAGCAGCGCGUGGAACCUCACAACGACUACUUCAGCACCCAGUUCGUGCUGAAUUUCUCCAUCCUGGGCACCCACACCGUCACUGUGGAGGCCUCCGUGGUGGACGAGAGCGGCACCGAGUGGAAGACGGGACCCAAGACGACCGUCUCGGUCAAGUCUCUGGAGGACCCUUACUCCCAGCAGCUCCGCCAUCAGCUGCAGCAGAGCGGAGCUCAGCCUGCCCCACAGAGGGGUGCAUACGCUCGCUUCUAAGCGCUUUACAGCUUGUGUACUUGAUCUGUUUUUGUUUUUUUUGUGUGUUUUUUUGCCCUGUAGACACUGAAUAUGUAAAUAUUUUUUCAACAAUUAAAAGACAAUAUUUCAUUUUA
This is a messenger RNA of Mugil cephalus (flathead mullet), 3129 nucleotides long. RefSeq names its product integrator complex subunit 7 (gene ints7). The record is from RefSeq and is a predicted model, not a curated record. NCBI's taxonomy places the organism in Eukaryota, Metazoa, Chordata, Actinopteri, Mugiliformes, Mugilidae. The transcript has 20 exons. Gene Ontology annotation, biological process: snRNA 3'-end processing. Bases 131 to 3013 code for a protein of 960 amino acids. Gene Ontology annotation, cellular component: integrator complex.